AUGGGAAAGGAAAGCAGGGAAAGGGCGAUUGAGGCCAGACUGAGCCGGCCCAAGGAAGAUCCAAUGGGCAAGAGUCCUGACUUGAAGGAGGAAGUGAAUUCGAUAAAGAUAAAGGUCUAUGUUGGCGAGGAUGGAAGAGUUGUUCUAAAACCGUCCAACAAGAGACUUUCUACUGAGCUGAGCAAGCUGGAGGAAAGCAUGUAUGACAUCAAAAGCAACGAGUGGAGGAUAAGCGUGAGGGACUACAUAUCUGUGAGAGGAGAGCUGAGGAGGAACAAGCUUGUGUUUGACGAGAUUCCAAAGGGGACGCUAAGGAUUGCAGGGAAGGAGAUGGAUGAGGAGGAGUUUGAGCUUGCUGGGGACAUAUAUGACAUGCUGCUUCCGUUCCAGAGGGAGGGUGUGCGGUAUGCGUUGAGUAGGAGAGGAAGGAUAAUCAUUGCAGACGAUAUGGGGUUAGGAAAGACCAUCCAGGCGCUUGCUGUCUCGUAUUACUACAGGUCUGAGUGGCCUCUGCUGAUCAUUGCGCCUGCAUCUCUGCUUGAUGACUGGGCCGAUGCAUGCAAAAGAUUUCUAGGGGAAGAAGCUAUGGUGAUGAGAAGAAAGGGGGACUUUGGACAAACGAUCGGGGUUGUGAGUUACGAGGUGGCCUCCAGCAAUGUGUCUGGAUUGCUUGAACACAAGGCGGGCGUAGUCAUUGUUGAUGAGUGCCAUUACCUCAAAAGCCUGAACACUAAAAGAACAAAGGCAAUAGUCCCACUACUCCAGAAGGUUCCCAGAGCCAUUCUGCUUUCUGGAACACCUGCAGUGAGCAGGCCGCUUGAGCUGUAUCCCAUAAUAGCAUCUAUCGACAGAACGAUAUUUCCGCGCUUUGCAGAGUAUGGGGCUAGGUAUUGCAACGGAAGGAAGGUAGGCUUGUGGUAUGACUACAAGGGAUGCAGCAAUGCAGAGGAGCUCCACUAUGUCCUGAAGAAGUGUCUCAUGAUCAGGAGAACAAAGGAUGAGGUCUUAAGCCAGCUACCCCCGAAGUUCAGGAGACAGGUUAUUUUGCAGUGUGAAGGAAAGCAAAGCGAUCCUAGAAAAGAAGUUGUGGGAGAAAGCGUCGAUGCAAAUGUUGUUGUACAGUACAAGGAGGCUGUAAAACUGAAGAUGGGGCCUGUGAAGCAAUACCUGGCAACGAUGCUGGAGAAGAGCAUGAAAUUUGUGGUUUUCUGCCACCACUCUGAGAUGAUGGAUGGGAUUGAGGAGUUUUUUGUAGAAAGGAGGGUUCCAAUGAUCAGGAUUGACGGGUCUGUGCCCAGCGGAAACAGACAUCCUCUGGUCAGAGACUUCCAAGAAAACGACGAGAUAAGGGUUGCACUACUGAGCAUAACGGCAUGCAGCACGGGGCUUACACUCACUGCGGGGAGGGCUGUAGUGUUUGCAGAGCUGUACUGGAAUCCCGGUGUUCUUCUUCAGGCGGAGGACAGGAUACACAGGAUAGGGCAGAAAGGCAGUGUCGACAUUAUAUACCUGGUUGCAAGAGGGACUAUUGACGAGUAUGUAUGGCCCAAGCUUCUGUCGAAGCUGAAUGUUCUUGAGUCUCUGGGAAUAGGAAGUAACCAAUUGAAGAAUGUGGGAGUAUCCUCCCAAUCCAGUGGGCAGAAAACCCUAUACCAGCUCAACAUCAAAAAGUGUAACUGA
This is a messenger RNA of Encephalitozoon hellem ATCC 50504, 1680 nucleotides long. Its product is annotated as Snf2/Rad54-like helicase. Gene Ontology annotation, cellular component: nuclear replication fork. The transcript has a single exon. Lineage: Eukaryota; Fungi; Microsporidia; Unikaryonidae. The coding region runs from base 1 to 1680 and encodes 559 amino acids. Gene Ontology annotation, biological process: replication fork processing; DNA repair. The record is from RefSeq and is a predicted model, not a curated record. Gene Ontology annotation, molecular function: ATP-dependent chromatin remodeler activity; ATP binding.